AUGUCUGAUAUCCCAGUCGUUGCUGCGACCGUUUUCCGCACUCCGUCCCCGUUACUAGCUCCCCCAAUUCCUCACAGCCCUCGCAACUUUCCACUCCACGAAAUCCGUGACCUAGAUGUCGAUGUGAUUCUCGAUCCUCGACUUCGAUACAACCCUUUCAGAUUCUUUCCUGUUCACACCUUGCCAGUGACUCCUCCAGCCAAUCCGCCGUCUCUUCCGCGCCGAAUGUUCGAGUCGGUAUUCAUAGACCUGGUCGAUCGAUUAAGGCAUCUCCUUGCCAUGCUCAGUGCUGGGCAGCCUAUUUAUCAUCAACUUGAUGUUGUUGAGUUUACCCUCAACUCUGUCUGUGACUGGUUCUAUGUAUACCAGGCUUUCGAGUAA
Messenger RNA from Puccinia graminis f. sp. tritici CRL 75-36-700-3, 381 nucleotides. RefSeq lists its product as uncharacterized. The transcript is spliced from 2 exons. NCBI's taxonomy places the organism in Eukaryota, Fungi, Basidiomycota, Pucciniomycetes, Pucciniales, Pucciniaceae. The record is from RefSeq and is a predicted model, not a curated record. Bases 1 to 381 code for a protein of 126 amino acids.